Drosophila hydei is the source of this 2061-nucleotide messenger RNA. Its product is annotated as sodium-independent sulfate anion transporter. Gene Ontology annotation, biological process: transmembrane transport. The coding region runs from base 165 to 1979 and encodes 604 amino acids. The transcript is spliced from 9 exons. Gene Ontology annotation, molecular function: sulfate transmembrane transporter activity. Lineage: Eukaryota; Metazoa; Arthropoda; Insecta; Diptera; Drosophilidae. Gene Ontology annotation, cellular component: membrane. The record is from RefSeq and is a predicted model, not a curated record.
GAGCGUCGCACAGAGCGAACGUUCGCUUAACUUUGUAAUUUAACGCGGAAAUAAGCACCGAACCUGAUACUAAAACUGAGAAAUAAAAAAUUAAUUUAUAUAUAUAUAUAAAAGACGAGAAAAAAUAAUAAUCUUAUAAAAAUCGUUGAGCUUGCAACGACGCUAUGAGAGCUGGUGACAAUGAAGAGAAUCUCUACCGCGAGCAGUUGCCGAACGUGGGCGCUCUUAUCGGAGAGAGUGGACGAAAGUUGUGCCGGCCCUCGACCAUUACCGGAAAAUUCCCAAUACUGCGCUGGCUGCCACAUUACCGUUCGGCAUAUGUGGUGCAGGAUUUCAUAGCCGGCUUCACGGUCGGCUUGACAACCAUACCUCAGGCCAUCGCCUAUGGCGUAGUGGCUGGACUGGAGCCGCAAUAUGGCCUCUACUCGGCAUUCAUGGGCUGCUUUACAUACAUUGUGUUCGGUUCCUGCAAGGAUGUGACCAUUGCCACGACGGCCAUUAUGGCUCUGAUGGUCAAUCAGUAUGCCACGAUUAGUCCGGAUUAUGCGGUGCUCGUUUGCUUCUUGGCGGGGUCGAUUAUUCUAGUGUUGGGCCUGCUAAAUAUGGGCGUGCUGGUGCGCUUCAUAUCGAUUCCCGUUAUAACUGGAUUUACAAUGGCCGCAGCCACCACCAUUGGCAGUGCACAGAUCAACAAUCUCGUUGGCCUCAAGGGUCCCUCGAAUGAUUUGCUGCCCUCGUGGAAGCAUUUCUUUACGCAUCUGUCCUCGAUCAGACUCUGGGACGCAUUGCUGGGCGCUGCAACUUUGGUCUUUCUGCUGCUCAUGAAGCAAUUGACAAAGAUCAAGUGGGGCAACAGGUUGGUCUGGAAGUAUUUGUCUCUGUCGCGCAAUGCAUUGGCCGUCAUAUUUGGCACUUUCCUGGCCUACAUACUCAGUCGAGAUGGCAAUCAGCCAUUCCGGGUGACGGGCAAUAUCACAGCGGGAGUUCCACCAUUUCGAUUGCCGCCCUUCAGCACAACUGUCGAUGGGGAGUACGUGUCCUUCGGAGAUAUGAUAAGCACAGUGGGUGCAUCCUUGGCAUCUAUUCCAAUGAUAGCCAUACUCGAGAUUGUGGCCAUAUCCAAGGCGUUCUCCAAGGGCAAAAUUGUGGAUGCCUCGCAGGAGAUGAUCGCCCUGGGCAUGUGCAAUAUCAUGGGUAGCUUUGUGCUCUCCAUGCCUGUGACAGGUUCCUUUACCCGCACGGCCGUCAACAAUGCCAGCGGGGUGAGAACCCCCCUAGGAGGCGCUGUGACGGGUACUCUUGUGCUAUUGGCUCUCGCCUUUCUCACCCAAACAUUUUACUUUAUACCCAAAACGACGCUGGCAGCGCUCAUCAUAGCAGCUAUGAUAUCUCUAGUAGAGCUGGAGAGAAUUUCAGAUAUGUGGAGGUCAAAAAAACGCGAUCUCUUUCCCUUUGUGGUGACAAUCGUGACCUGCCUAUUUUGGAGCUUGGAGUACGGCAUAGUCUGUGGCAUUCUGGCCAACCUCAUCUAUAUACUCUACAGCAGUGCUCGACCGCAAGUGCACAUAACGCUUGAGAAGAUCAAUGGCCAUGAAGUUGCUCUGGUCGACGUCAAACAGAAACUGGACUAUGCCUCGGCCGAGUACCUCAAGGAGAAAGUUGUGGCAUUCAUUAAUGAGCAGGAUUGUAAAAUACAUUUGGUGGUGAUCAAGGGCCAGGAAAUUAAUUCCAUAGAUUACACAGUGGCUAUGAACAUAAUAUCACUCUGCGGCGAUCUUAAGGCACUUAACUGUGAAAUGAUCUGCUGGAACUGGAACAUUGGCUCUGCUGGCGUCGUGUGUCGCCUCCAAAGUGAUAUUCGUUCCAUAUUUAAGUUUGACUACGAGCUGGAAGAGCUGAUCGCCUCUCACUUCAACACAUCGAAUACAGCAUCCACUGUAACCAUUGAGACCGCACAGGGCCAGGUUAAUGAGGCGUAGAAGUACCCUUGGUCUACCCAUUCAGGAUCACAGUAUUUUUUAUAUAUGAUUAUUUAUAUGGAGCAUGUACUUAGAAAAGUUU